UGUACGUAAAGCGCGAGGCUAUCGGCUCGUUGUAGAUUAUUUUUCAUUCGGUUUCACGAUACUUUAUGGUGCCGACUUCACAAUGGUGAAUGUUUCCGGAACAUGAACGGCGCGAGUCUGGUAAAUUUAACUUUGCGGAUACACGCCGAGGACGUAGGGGAGUCCGUGCCAGGGACUUUGCCGCAGUAUGCCGAUUGAUCUGAUCGAUAUCGAUUGAUUUUCAAUUGAUAAGGAAUGCCACACCGGGGAAUGUAAUCUAUUGGGCAGUACAGAGGAGGGUGCUUUAAUUUUAUAUGAAAUGAAAGUAGGAAAGCUCCAUAUGAAGAAUACCUGUAUUCCAUAUAAAGCAAUUGGGAAUACGAAAGAAUCCACGCUAAAAUAUCGAAGUAUAUUUCAUAGCGGUUCGCUGAAUUGAAAAUUAUUCAUCUCAACUUAACGGGAGAUUCUAUUACCUGCGUGCUGCUGGCAUGUCGAUGUAAAACCUGUUGCGAACGUUUCUUCGCGAAUCGAAAGGAACACUCAAACGAAUCGACUAAUGAGGGCCGAUUACUGGAAAUCUCAGGGACGUAAGUUCUGCGACUUCUGCAAGUGCUGGAUUGCCGAUAACAAGCCAAGUAUUGAAUUCCAUGAAGGAGGAAAGAAACACAAGGAGAAUGUCAGUAGACGGUUACGUGAGAUUCACAAGAAUAGCGCUAAGCAAGCCAAGCAAAACAAAAAAUUCGAGGAUGAUCUCAAGAAGAUGGAAAACGCGGCAAUGGCGGCGUAUCUCAAGGACGUCGAGAACAAUACCAGAGACAUGACAGCGGAUAAAAUAAUAAAAGAGAAAUUAACUAAAAGCAAAGUACCCGAGCCCGUAGAAAACGUUAAUCGGCCGCCACCCGCAGCGCCGGAAACACAUCCGAGGUUUAAGGGCAAGAACCAUAGAAACUUCCCACAGGAGAUUGAUCCCUGUGAUCCUGCACCGCAACCACGACCAGCGCCACAACCUAGAGUGAGUACGUUUUCUGGUGGAGUAGGAGGCGAGAACAAGGCCCAGGGGAAGUCUAAAUCGGGUAAAGGUAAAGGCAAGGGUAAGAAGAUCCAGGAGAAUGAUCGCCCCAAUAAACUAGAAACUCGAAAACUCUGGUACGAAGCUCUGAGUCCUGAAGGUUACACCUACUAUUGGCAUAUAGAGACAAAUGAAUCGGCGUGGGAUCCUCCGGCAGAGGGUUUCAUGACUUUUGCAGAGCAGGAAGAGGAGGCAAAAGAACAGGCAAUUCAGGAGGAAUUGUUAGAACAGUUAGAGCAGGAGGAAGCCGUUCAGAAGGCUGAUAUUAUCGAGGAACAAAGAGCUAAUGCUGAGCGAGAAAAACUGAAAGAAUUGAGAAAGAAACGAGUCCAGAAAAAGGAAGAUGGUGAACACGAAGUCGAGGUCGAGGACGAUGAAAAGCCCACUUAUAGGAGGGAUUACAGUGUCCCAGAAAAACCGGAUCCUUACGGCGCCUGGAAAACCGUCCAAGUCAUCGAGAGAAAACCAGUUGAUCUUCAGUUGCCUAAACCCACGGGGGCUACCAUUAGUGUUCCAACACUACACAGCGAACCGAUUAUGCCUACGAGGAGUUUCAAAGAAAAAACAAUUUCUCAUAUUUCCAGCGGAAAUAGUGACGACGAGGGAGCACCCACUAUGUUUAAAAAACGAAAAAUUGGAAAUAAGAACGUACGGAGGAGGAUGGACGACGAUUGAUCAAAAUAAAUAUUUUCACAAUCAAUUACUGAAUAGAUUUAUACAAAGGAUGCAUUUAAAUGAACGUAAUCGUAUUUAAAGUACAAUAUAUAUUUUUUUAUUACAAAUAAUUACAGACGAACAAUAAAUAGAAUCUUUAACAAUUA
Messenger RNA from Cephus cinctus (wheat stem sawfly), 1869 nucleotides. RefSeq names its product calmodulin-lysine N-methyltransferase. Gene Ontology annotation, biological process: mRNA splicing, via spliceosome. The record is from RefSeq and is a predicted model, not a curated record. The transcript is spliced from 9 exons. Bases 536 to 1723 code for a protein of 395 amino acids. Gene Ontology annotation, cellular component: cytoplasm; precatalytic spliceosome; nucleus. NCBI's taxonomy places the organism in Eukaryota, Metazoa, Arthropoda, Insecta, Hymenoptera, Cephidae. Gene Ontology annotation, molecular function: RNA binding; protein binding; zinc ion binding.